UUGCUCUUCAGGAAUCCAACCUACUGGGCCCGCGAUCGCCGAGAGGACGACUUUGAGCUCAUCUGCCCGGACGGCCGACGCACUGACGUCAACAAGUGGAAGACCUGUAAUCUCGGCAGUGUGCCUAGCAACGUGGUUGUUACUGCUUCUUUCAAGUCCGAAAAUGAGCGAAUGAAUAUGUGGCGCCUGCUGCAAUAUGGACAAGAGUUCUACGCUUCAGACAGCUUGAUUUUUGUUGUGACGAUGAUACCUUGCUCUGAUGAUGUUCGUCACAUGACGGACGAAAGCUUAGCAACUUUUCACCGGAAUCAAAGGAAAUUGCCCCAGAAACAGAGUCAGCAUGAAUGUAUCAGUAAAGUCAAUCGACAACUGGUCCAAAGGAAUCCGUCGUCGUCUUUUGGUGGAGCCGACCUUCGAAUCUCUUCACCCAACACUUUCACUCGAAACGGAAGUAAGCUCACCAAUUAUGAGACAAGAUAUUCCUCUUUUCUUUGCAUAAAAGGACGCAAUUCAUUCUCGUCGUUGGCACAGCAAUCGGAUUUCCAAAACAGGCUACUUAUCAGUCCUCCCAUUUUGGCCCCCUGA
This is a messenger RNA of Protopolystoma xenopodis, 585 nucleotides long. NCBI's taxonomy places the organism in Eukaryota, Metazoa, Platyhelminthes, Monogenea, Polystomatidea, Polystomatidae. The record is from the annotation of a GenBank genome assembly.